ACCCAUUAAUUUUCUUCCGCGGUAGACUGGUUUUUAAGAGUGUGGAAACAUGGCAGCGGUGGGUGAAGAUAAGGAGGGCGAAGAUGUCGACAGUCGCUCAUCGGACGCAUCUACGCCGGAACAAUGCGAAGAAUUUCGGCCUCGUUUCCGCGUCGAGGUACUCCAUAACGUCAUCAAGGAUGGAGAAAUCCUGAAGUACACCCUGAAUGUUACUGAUCUGGAGACGGGGUCAUUAGCGGCGACGGUGAAGCGUCAGUACGAGGACUUCGAGUACCUAGAGCACUGCGUAUCAACGUCGUCGCGGGUGGACGGAGUUGUGGCGCCGGCAAUGCCGCCGCGACCUCCAAUAGACGCCGCAAAGGCGGAAGAGGCGUCGCGGAGAGUGCUCGGCUCCUGUUCACGCGGGUUGUUGGGUGACGAGUAUCGUCGCAGUUGUCGACAACUUCAGCGCUAUGUAAAUGCUCUGCUGGAGCACCGGAUCUUGGGCAAAGACGUGGCCUUGAUGGAGUUCCUGACAAAACCGGAUCCUCCGGCGAGGGCAAAGGUGAAGAAGGGGAUCCUUGCCAGGUUGUCAGACUCAUUGGACGCCCGUCGCGCGACGCAUCCGGAUUGCGACGAGUUUUUUCAGAAGCAACGGGACUGGUUGACGCAGUUCGGGCCGAUGAUCAGCGACGCUAAUGACAAGUUCGAUGAUUUGGUCGCUGCCGAAUGCCGAAUGUGUGGGCAGCUGACGCAUUUAACAACAGCACUGAGCUUUUGUUUGUAUCCGAAUACUGGAGCCAACGCUUUCCAUAACCAGUUCCAGGCGCGGUUUUCUGAUGCCUUGGAAGCCGUGAAAGAAGGAUUCGAGGUGAUGGCGUACAACGACGAAGCAACGCUGAGUAUGUGUCUGGACUGGUAUGCGAGGUCGGUGGAGUCCCUCAACGGGAUGUUGUUCCGGAGAACGUGCUUGAUGGUGGACUACGAAACCUCGAACAAGAACCUGGAUCGGGCCAAACCACACAAGAAGGAAGCUGCAGAGAAGCUGAAGAAGGAUGCUGAGAAGGCGUUUGAAGAAUGUUCCGACGUUGCUAGUCUUGAGAUCAAGAAAUACCACAGGGCCAGGGUGCAGGAGAUGCAGGACGCCAUAUGUAAAUACGCGGAAGUCCAGGCGAUGACGUCCCGAGACACAUACGCUCUGCUCGCAUCGGCUUACGCAAAAUUCAAAGAGCUACCGUCGGCACUGAAUGGCAGCGUCGUCGGUAGUGCAUCUUGAAAAUCGGCGGGAAAGAGGAAGUAAUAUUUGUGGCGUACAGAAAGCUAAAAGAAGACUCGAGCACUCGUGUGUCUUCGUCUUCCUCGUCGCUUGGGCUAGGAUUUAACGACUGUUUUUGCCACCUUGCAUUGAUCGAUUGAGCGCUGAUGGUGAGUUCAAGUAAAGUUCAACCUUUUUCGUCUCCCGGUAGUAUUGUUGCCCGGAAAAAAAAUUGUCCAGUUUCAUAUGAGCUUGAGCGUGCAGUUUUAAGUCGAAGAGGGAUAAGAAAAGUUGCAGGUUUUAAGGUCAGUGACUGACUGAUGUGAUAUGUGCGCAGAAAGACUGCAUGCCACGGGGUAGGAAAACAUUAAUUUUCCAAGUUGAAUAUUCAGUAUCAUAAUAACGCCAGAAUGUCUUUUUUCGUAUGAUGAAAAAGUGAAGUAAUGUUAUUCUACGUUGACUGAACAUAUUAGGAACAUGUUGCAGAGGAAUAUUUUUUCCACGCAAUUUCAAAUUACUUGUUCAAACGAACGAAUGUGUAAUCAUGAGAAGUUGAGUUUGUGUGUUCUGCUGCUGAAGUCCAAAAAUUUAGCAGCUAUUACAGGUUACACUAAUUCUUCAAUUUCCAAGGAAAUCUUAUUAAAGUACAGCAGUUGAAAUUGUGCUUGAACCCACUAUCUGCUCUUUUUUUUGUGGUUUAGAAUCCCUGCGUAAGAAGGUUUGGUACGUGUCCGCAUUGGUGACUCGGGGAAAGUAAGGGAGUGCUGAGAAGUCUGUGGUUGCGUAUUCGAAAGUAUUUAUUGUCGUGCGGCAAUUUGAUUUUUUUUUGUCACCCAACUGGUUUUCAAGCGAGCACGGGACCUGUAGUGCAUAAUCUUCACUGCUUUUUCAGCAUUCGCAAGGUCUAUUACUUAGCUAUUUGCAACAAUUCGGAGAGUGUCGAAGAGUCUUAGUGAACGUGCUAUUUUUUCGGGAGUUCUUUUUUUUCUUUUAUCGUGGAGACGAUUUACUAUUUUGUGAAACGCGAAACGCAGCUUUUGCAGUAGUGUGUGCGUAUAGCUGAAGAGAAGACGGGAGAAUAUUCGCUUGGCGCAUUCUUCCGGUUUACCUGUGAAAAUUCUGGAACUCUCCGUACAUUUUAUGAUUAUUUUCUGAAGGCCGAUACCGUAUUCACUCGAAUGUAAGAGGUUAGUUUUUAGUGCAGCGUGGUAAAAUUGGCUUAGAAAAUUUGGGUGAAUUUUUUAUGAUAUCGGAUUCCAUCGUCGUUUCAUAAUCACCGAAGCGUGUCGUCAUGGUUCACUUGGUGGCUUGGUUUCUUCAAAAACUUGAAAAAAAAACUGACUCUCAUGCUGAAAAUUGUUAGGUUUUCUCUGCUUCAAUUUUUGCAUGAAAACGGUGUAAAUUCUUGGUCAGAAACAAACGCAAACUUAAUUUGCGAAUCUGAAACCACCUUUUUCAAGUUUUUGAGGAAAUCAAGCUGCCGAGUGAAACAUGACCACAGACUUCGAUGAUUUUGAAUGAAUUGAGUUGACUGGCAAAUUUUUUUUCACGGGCAGAUAAGUAGAUAAAUGUCAAAAUCGAUUUUGUUAUUUUCGAAUAAGUGCGGUAUCCACCCACUCCACGCAAGCGCUGCGAUUGCGGUAUUUUCCAUUUACUGUACUGAACUUCUGUUAUCAUCUUGACGCUGGGCUGCAUUUCUUCUUGUGUGUGUCAGUAUUCAUCAUUCCGUGCAGGAAUUACACGUUUAGAAAAAAGGGAAAUAAUUUAUAGUGUGCAUUCCAUUGUUCACUCUUGAGAGCUCGGACGAGGGUGUAAGCUUGGAUCGUAAUGGCUGUGAUGCCAACGCGUGCUUUAAACGGAAUGCCUGUUUAACUCUCGUGCGCGGUAUCUAAAAAAAAAUUGCUGUAAUUUGUGCUGAUUUGCAAGUGUUGAAUCGAAAGUUUUGUCACUGAAGCCCGCAUCUGGGGAAAUGAAUCUAUUUACGUAGUCGUUAACUUGAGUACAGCGCCCUGCAGUGGGGUUCGAGUUGGCUGAAAGCACUGUGUGUGUCUAUCCCCGAAUAUGAGAUGAACGAUGCGCUUGACGAAACUUUCGGAUCAACUCAUAUUUGUUGGUGUGCGCGCUGAAGAUAUUCAUGGUGAUCUUUAGAAGUUGAAAUCAUCACUUGUCAUUUUUUUUUUGCCAACGAAUGCGUUGGUACAACGGGUUUCCUUUGAGGGUGUUCGGGGUUAUCUCCGCGAGAUACUCCCGAUUUGCGAUACCGUGCGGUGGUUAUGCGAAUUUCUGUUGAAGUGUGUGAGAGAGUGGCUUAUUUAUAUUCGUUUUGCUUGAUCAACUGGUGAUCAAUGCACCUUGUGGUUUGCACGGAGAAACGAUUUUAUGCUGAACGAAUUAUACGUCUCAAGUGAUGGAUGCUGUGA
Molecule: messenger RNA, 3654 nt
Organism: Notodromas monacha
Lineage: Eukaryota; Metazoa; Arthropoda; Ostracoda; Podocopida; Cyprididae
Source: the annotation of a GenBank genome assembly